CGGCAGGUUGGUCCUGGAGCAGAUGAGCGCAGAAUAUUUAGGCGAAAGCGCGAGGCGGGGGGAGCGCGGGGCCGGAGGAGUACCUCGGCCAAGAAAAUUAUGCAUGCGUUAGGGAAGCUCUGAGAGAAUGGCUGUGGAAGCUCUCCACUGCGGCUUGAAUCCACAAGGUAUUGAUCACUCUGCCCAUGCUGAAGGUAUUAAACUACAAAUUGAAAGUGAAGGUGUUGAAUCUCAAUCCAUUAAAAACAAAAAUUUCCAGAAGGUGCUUGACCAAAAAGGAACCCCCAAGCGAUUACCGGCAGAAGCUGAGACAGCUAAGUCGGCUACGGUGAAGCUGUCAAAGCCAGUGGCUCUGUGGACUCAGCAGGAUGUCUGCAAGUGGCUGAAGAAACAUUGUCCAAAUCAGUAUCAGAUCUACAGUGAGUCAUUCAAACAGCAUGACAUAACUGGGCGGGCCCUGCUGAGACUUACUGACAAGAAGCUUGAGCGAAUGGGGAUUGCUCAGGAGAACCUCCGGCAGCACAUUUUACAGCAGGUGCUUCAACUGAAGGUACGAGAAGAAGUCAGAAACCUACAGUUACUCACCCAAGCCUCAACUGAGGGUUCUCCAUAAACGUGGUUAGCCUUCCAAGCUGCUGUCCUGCCAGGUGACAUGAACAUGGCCUGUUGCUCACAGAAAGACUAAAUCAUGGCACUGCCAGAAGAUAUCUUUGGAGUAUGAACAGAUUAACCAGAUUAAUGGAAACACCCAUUCAGUCAAGAUUAUGGGCUUUGGAAAAAUCUUAGUUUGCUGUGGAUCUUUAAAUGAGGUGCAUAAGAGGCAGUGCCAAGCUGUUCCAAAUGGUCAUUGGCAGACCAUUAGCUGGAAAACCGCUUCCAGUUUUCAUCACUGUGCGUAACUCCAGCUCCCUUUGGGAAGCUGUCUGUGCCCUUCACUAGAAGUCCUGUUUCAGCAUGGCAACUACUGGAUGAUCUCAUUAUGUGCACAGAUGGCAUGAUGUGCUAGAAAAAAAUCACAACAGUUCUGCAGUUCCAGUGGAAGUGUUCACAAUGCUAUGUGCUGGUAGGAAUGUAACAUGUCUCAAUGAUGUUAGUUAUGACGUCUAAAGGUAUUCUGUCCAACUCUUAAGCACUUUAUUAUGAGAACACUACACCAAAACAAAUCAGCGCGUUCGGUACAUGUGAGAAAGCAAGUAUUUUCUUUUUUCUUUUAUGAAUCUUGUCCUAUUUCUGGCUCAGACUGUCAAAGACAAAUCCCACUUUUAGCACACCCCCAGUGAUUUGGGGUAGAUUGGUGUAAAUAUGGCCACAAUACUGUUAGACUUAACCUCUUGCUACUUUACUGGACAACUGGAUUCCUUGUAGCACCAAAGGGAAGUAGAGGUGGGCCUGGUGAUUUUAAUAUCUUAAUCUUGGUUCCAUGUACCUGGGCACAACCUGCCACACCCACACACAAAUACUCAGACACAGGAGGCUUGUGCUUGGCCAGUGCACAUACACUCUCAUUCUAUAGAAGAGUUCUCUCAAGGAAGAAAAGCUGAGGGGGGAUGGCCUUUUAAUCAAAGACCACGGUGAGCUGAUGGGAAGGGCAGCAGAAUGCAGCUUCCCUGUGUGGUUUGAUGCUAAGGCUCUGGAGAACUUCCUGAGUCAAGUUUAAAUCCCAACUCACUUAAAGAGAGAAAUCAGCAAGUGACCCCCUGCAUGCCUAGGAAAGGAGAAAUGUCCAAUCCCACAUUAGGUUCCUUCCUCAGGAGAGAACCUACUAGUCCCUUUUUAAUCCUUUUUGGGAUUAUAUCCACAACUGAUUUUGGUUUUUUUACUAUGUUUUACAACAAAGCACAGUCCUGGUAAAGCAGUCAGUCCAGUAUUGCUUGUCUUCAGGCAUUAGAGAAAUGUCUAUACUCUCUGACCCUACAUAAUGCUUUAGCACUUUUUUCCUGAAAGUAUAAAGUUUGCUGAGUCAAAAACUCGACAGACUGUGUUCUGUGUGCCUGCGCUCCCAGGGACUGGCAGGCAUUGGAGGCUUUUAUUUAAAUACCUAUAACAACUCUGGGACCCUGCCAGCACAAGCAAGCUUGGCAUGUUAGGGCAUCUCCAAACACACACACACACACAUAUAUGCACAUUGUCUUCUCUCCGCACAUCUUGCCUCCCCUCGGGGGGUCUCAAGAAAUGCACAGCCCGUUGGAAGACACCCCCACUUGAGAUUUGGAAAGCUAGCAGGGGAAGAGAGAGAGUGUGUGAUUUGGGUGGUUUGGGUGAGAUACUCAGUAGGAUGACUCACCACAGCCUGGCAGGCUCUCAUGCCAAAUGGGGCUUAGAGGGAACUCAGGAGUUUCAGUCAUCACUGAAAUCUGGCCCUUCAGUGAAUUAGCACCACUACCAUAAGGCCCUCAGCAGACCAUAAAUCUUUGCAAAUCCAGAAUUAGGAGGCCAAAUCCUUGCUGCCACGACUCCUGACUCCACAGCCCACCCUCCUGAGUUUCAGUUCCAACAACAGGGCUGCUUCCUCCUUCUUUCAUUCCUUCCUUUGUUCAGCAAGCAUUUGCUUAGCGCCUACUACAUGCCAAGCAUUGUACUGGGACACCUGUGUACAAGGCAACUUUCCAUGCCGUUAUGAAAUAAAAUCUCCACCCCCCAAACACUAUCCCCACCCCACUUUUCUACAAUGAAAACUGAGUUCAGAUAGCAUUUGAGUAACCUGAGAAAAUGCACAUGGCAGCAAGCAGCUCCCUUGCCUGAAGAAGUGGACAGAGGAGAAAGGGGUAGCGGAUGGCAUCAGACCACAUCAUCGCACCGUUCGUGUUCGUUCGGCCCUUCCAGGGCCCCAGUUUUGCUGGUUAGAGCCUCCCAAAGUUGUUUUCCUUGACAUCUUCCCUGAUUCCCUAUAUUCCCAGACACAACCAUUCAUCAUUAUGCUGAAGUCUGAAGUUCCAAUUCUGUACCUCAUCCUGAGGACACAGAAUGGGGCCUGAUAAAUCCAAUAGAAUGACCGCCACGCGCUGAGACAGUGUGUCUGGGAAUUAGUUGGCUUAGCCAGGGUCAUCCCGGGACCACUUCUAACACCCUUGGCAAACUGGCCAAGCUUUACAGUGCAGAUGCUCAUUAAAUGGUAUCAGGUGGUACACCCUUACUGCCUUUGGCUUUUGCAAAAUACAUUCUGAUCAAUGAAAGAAGUAGAAUUUCCUAGGCUUUUUUUUUUUUUGUCAAAAAUAGGCUAGAAAAUUAUUAAAAGAUGAUGGUGAAGAUGCAGAUGGCAGAAGGCAAAUUCAGAAAUGACAAAGAGCCCAGUUAAAGAUGGCUUCUCUAAAAAUGCCUUAAUUCCCGGCAGGCACCACUCAUUUGCAUAAGAACUACUACUGUUUUCCAAACUAUCGACCUCUGUUUGAAAUCAUUUUGGGGAUAGUUUUGGACACAUGGUGGCAUAAAAUCUGAGCAGUUAUAAGCUAAACCAGCAAAAUAGAGAAACAAUUUCAUUCGCACCCUUUGAAUUCUUUGUUACAUGUUGAUCCACAGUGCCCCGGAGUUAACUCCUGGGAUCCUGUACCUUCUUCCCAAUACGUGUGGAGGACAUUUUACCUCCCUGAAGUUCAGAAAUGGCUGUAGUGAGUUUUGUUUAGUAGAAAUUAGGAGACUGGGUGGUAAGGGAUAAAUAUUUUGAUAUCUAAGGGCUGUAAACUAUUGAUGCUUAACUUUCCCUUUUCCUUAAACCUGCGCUAUACCUUUUAUUAAAAGGCUGACGCCCACACUUGUGCAGGAAAGGCACUCUUGGGAAGGAACAGAAAUGAAUAAUUAUCAGACUCUCGGGGGUGCCAAGGGGAUUAGCUUGUUCCGGCUCCAGAACUGAAUUUAAAUACGCAGAGCUUCAGUGGUUCUGCUAGGGUAAAAAGCGAAUCACUUCAGGAGUUUAAAACAUACUUAGGGGGAUAGAGGCCCUAUCAACUUUCUUGUGGGUAAUGGUGUACCUUCCAGUCCCUGCUUAGGCUCUGUGAGGUGUGUAACAGCACAUUUGCUUUCUACCUCCAGAACACAACACAGUAAACAACUCGUGGUUCUCUCCCGUCCCUUCUCUGUUGCCCAGACAGAGGCUAACAGUCCUGAGUGGUGAGGAAGUUCUGCCAUUUUUAACAUUCAAGGGGAAAAGGAAUGUCAACCUUACUGGGAUAAUAAAAACUAUGGAUUAAAAUCGCUAAUGGAUGUA
Messenger RNA from Manis javanica (Malayan pangolin), 4201 nucleotides. RefSeq names its product sterile alpha motif domain containing 12 (gene SAMD12). Gene Ontology annotation, biological process: cell surface receptor protein tyrosine kinase signaling pathway. Gene Ontology annotation, cellular component: cytoplasmic side of plasma membrane. Gene Ontology annotation, molecular function: protein binding. The record is from RefSeq and is a predicted model, not a curated record. NCBI's taxonomy places the organism in Eukaryota, Metazoa, Chordata, Mammalia, Pholidota, Manidae.